GAGAGCUGAGGGAGUCGUGCUGGCGUCAGGAUGGGCUGCGCGAUCUCUGGAUCCGGAGUGACUCCGAGAACAGCAGAGAGCAGACACACUGAGGACGAAGCUCCAGCCAGACUCACUCCGGAUCACAUCCAGCUCAUCAGAGAGUCCUGGAAAGUCAUCCAGGAGGACAUCGCCAAAGUGGGAAUAAUCAUGUUUGUCCGGUUGUUUGAAACACAUCCCGAGUGUAAAGAUGUCUUCUUCCUGUUUCGGGACGUGGAGGAUCUGGAGAGGUUACGCACCAGCAGAGAGCUCCGUGCCCACGGCCUGCGCGUGAUGUCGUUCAUCGAGAAGAGCGUGGCCAGACUCGAUCAGCUCGAGCGCUUAGAGACUCUGGCGCAGGAACUCGGCAAGAGCCACUUCCGCUACAACGCGCCGCCGAAGUACUACGGGUAUGUGGGAGCUGAGUUCAUCUGCGCUGUUCGGCCGGUUCUGAAGGACAGAUGGACUCCUGAACUGGAGCAGGCCUGGCAGACGCUGUUUCAGUAUGUGACGGCGCUCAUGAAGGAUGGGUAUCUGGAAGAAGAGCGGAGCAGACGCAGCCACACGCUGACCUCCAGCAAACAGCGACCGGACAAGAGAAACACGGCCAUUUAAUUUCUCAGCCCUGACGUGUACAUACUGUAUUUAUUUCAACGCUUCAUUUUUUACAGUACACAAGCUUCAUGUCUCUUCUGAAGAUGUUACCUGCACAAGAUCGUGAUUCCCAGUCCAAACGUCUUUGGGAUUUUCUCAUGAUGAAAUCAGUGAAUAAACGUGAUCUUUUAUUUGCAAAUCUACAACGGUGGUUUUGUUAAGGUCAAAUAUAAAAACUCCACUGUUAGACCUCAAAAACGGCCAACAGGUCAAUCAACAAAAGGGCAUCUUUCAAACAAAAUCAAUUAAA
This is a messenger RNA of Sinocyclocheilus grahami, 922 nucleotides long. Its product is annotated as neuroglobin-1-like. Lineage: Eukaryota; Metazoa; Chordata; Actinopteri; Cypriniformes; Cyprinidae. Bases 31 to 633 code for a protein of 200 amino acids. The record is from RefSeq and is a predicted model, not a curated record. Gene Ontology annotation, molecular function: oxygen binding; heme binding. The transcript has 5 exons.